UAUAUAUUAGAUACAAAAAAUGAUUUCUUUCAAAAGAAUUUUCCGGAUUCUACUUUACGUUCUUCUGAUCUCAUUGUUUAUUUAUACGAUAGUCGACGCAAUCAUACAGUAUAAGAAAUUUACUUCCCAGCAAAGUUUGAUUGAUGAAAUAAAUGAGCAUUUAUUGAUACGUACAAACGUACGGACGUUUAUUGUCCGCGGUGGUGACAAUAAUCAAACUGUCGACACUAUCAGAAACGCUAACAAUCGCAAUGUCACGUUAGAUGAUUCAUUAAUCGUCAGCAUAAAAAAAUCAAUGCAAAAUAAAAGCCGUCAUGAAGGAACAAUAUUGAAUGCAUCAUACAAUUUAUCAAUACCUCGUAAAUAUAUUUUCAAAUACAAGAAACAAAUUGACGAAAUAUUUGACCUGAUGCGAGACAAUCGUAUGGAAUUGGAAAAAUUGUGCGUCGACGGGAUCCACCGCCUUGAAGGCUACAUUACCUAUGGCUAUGGCUUGAACAGCUUGAUCCAAGUCGCGGGAAUAAUAAAGGGCUUCUAUAAACUAUUUGAUAAUAUUGUACCCUCGGUUUCUCCUUACGAACUAAGAGAGACGGAAAAGAAAUACUGGUUCCGAUUCAUUGUUUAUUUGACCCGAUUGCUAGCGAUGUACGAGUUCAUUGGUAACGACAAGACGAUCAAGGACACGAUUUGCGUCUGGUUGAUAAACAAAAUCAUUCCUGCGAUUGAUAAAACCAUGGGCUGGAAAAUCGAGCCUCAGGAAAUGGUUUAUAUAGCGAUACCCCGGUUGCUGAAUAGUUUUUACUCUUCAAAAGAUCGUAGGGAAUUUUUGAGUGACGUCAAAAGCGAUCAAUUUAAGAAGUUGGGUCAUAUUAUAGAGGAUCAGAAGAUUGAUGGGAUAAAAGAUGAUGACCUGAUGAUAUUUGAAGGAUUUUAUAAAAAUUUAUAUCAUACAUUUUAUAAUUAUGCAUCGACAGUUUAAUAUUAUCGUGAUUUUAAGAUUUUAUAAAGAAUUGAUUGAAACAUUAUGAUUUUUUUUUAAUAACCGUCGUAAACAUGAUGACGCAUGUAGGAAACAGUGCCUAGACAAUCAGUUUAUCCAGGAUAGACAUUUCUUGGAAGUGAGUCUAAUUCGUCUCCGAUCAGAUAACUAGUUCUUGAACAAUGCAACUCCCAUGCGCGCGUAAGCCUUAAGCACAGUCACCAGGAAUCCUAAAUCUUCGAUGGUCCAACAUAUCGGCUCAGUUCGGUUGAGGUUGGACAGCAUUUUACAUGGUACAUUCCCUGAACUGGUUAUUGGGCUGAUUCCCGCUCGUGGUAGGAUCUAACCCAAGAAGAACUCCAGUUGCUCUCAGUCAAAUCAACUAUACGUAUUUAAAACCACUGACCUUCUGCACUUAGUUUGAAACUAAGCUUUAUUAAUGAUCAGCUUGCUUAAUCUCCAGUCCCCAAUUGGAUGACCAAGCUUAUUAUCAGCUAACAUGCUUCAUUAGCAUCACAGCCACCAUAAAUCCAGAGUCCAACACACUAGCUCAGCUGGUCCAUGGUUUGGCAGCUCACGUCGCAUGGUACCAUAUUCACUGGACUGGUCAUUGAGCUGGUUCUAGUGCGUGGUAGGACGAAGCGACUUUCUGAAUAAACUCUUACAAGAUCUCCAAGUUCUAUAGGUCAAACCUCCUGUACAUAUCUGAAAACCACUGAUCCAUGCUACUCAUCAUAGUGCAAUCAAUUUCUUCUGCAGUCAAUUUGUAUCUAAUCCUUACUGCUGAUUAUCAGCUUGCGUGGGUCAAAACACUAACUCAGCUGGUCCAUGGCUUGGCAGCUCAAGUCGUAUGGUGCGACAUUCUCUGGACUCGUUCCGGUGCGUGGUAGAAAUCAGCUACUUUCUGAAUAAACUCUCAGAAUAUCUCUCAGUACUAUAGAUCAAAUCAACUGUACACAUCUAAAAUCCACUGAUCCACGCUACUCAUCGUAGUUCAACCAAUCUCUUCUGCAGUCAAUUUGUAUCUAAAUUCUACUGCUGAUUAUCAGCUUGCAUGUUCCAACACACUCGUGCGGCUGUUCCACCGCUUAGUGGCUCAUGUCCUAUGUUACAAUGUUCUGUGGUCAUCGAACCAGUUCAAGCACUUCACUGGAUCCAGCUUCUUCUCAAAUAAACUCCAUGGGAUCCAGCUGCUGUAAGUCUAUCACUGACCAGCACCCAAUAUUUUCUGCACUAAAGUAGUAACCAGCUCAGUCGAUCUUCCGUCUAUCACUAGGUAACCCAAUAACGUCUACAAGUAUAAGUUCUCAUGUGAUCUGCGUUGCUUAUGGCUAAUUAGUCAUUUCGACUAAUCAACAAAUUUUUUAAAUUAUUUAUCUUUAUCUAUUAGUCAGUAAGCAAUCACUCUAAUCAGGAUCUUGAAUUAUUAUGGAUACAAAUGAAUCGGUCAUUUAUAAAUACAAGCUCACACUCAUCAUCAUGAUCAUCCUAAUUAUGGCAAUGUCAUUUUUAAUACUCUAUUAUUUACUAUCGCAAAAACUAUCGCCCCACUUUCUUGAUAUCGGGAAUAGUUUAACUGGUAUAACUCAACACGGUACAAAUUUUAAAAAGAUUUUCGCUUCAAUGGAAAAAAUAAAUCAACAGAUAGAAAAACAUUGCGAUGAUAUUACUGAUACUUUAGAAAAAUUCGAGCAUUCUCGUCAUAUUAAUUAACAAUUUUUUAAUUCAUUAUUCUGCUUAUUUAUUAGUUACAGAAAUUUAUUAAUUCGUAAUCAAAAAUGGGGGAAAGUGAUUCAUUUAUAAACAGGCACAAAUGGUAUUUUAUGAUUGGAUUUUUGAUGAUAAUAACAUUAUUGAUAUUGGUGAUAUUUAAUUUAGUGACAGCAAAAUUGUCAACUCACUUUGUCGUUAUCGGUACAGGAUUAAAUGAUAUCGUUGAACUGGGCGAGAAGAUGGAACGUUAUUUGAAUUCUCUCGAGAGUAAAUUUUCAGGAAUAGAAAAACACUUGGGUAAAGUUUCGAAAGUAUGCAACGAUUUUAUGUCCGAUCACCGUUCAGAUGAUAAUCAUGGUGAUUGAUUCAUCGGAAAUUUGGAUACUGAUAUUAUUUAUGACUAUUAUGAAUUCUAUAAAUAAUUGACAAUUUAAUAUUACAAUAUUAAUUUUUAA
Microplitis mediator is the source of this 3147-nucleotide messenger RNA. RefSeq lists its product as uncharacterized. The transcript has a single exon. Bases 20 to 979 code for a protein of 319 amino acids. NCBI's taxonomy places the organism in Eukaryota, Metazoa, Arthropoda, Insecta, Hymenoptera, Braconidae. The record is from RefSeq and is a predicted model, not a curated record.